Vicia faba (fava bean) is the source of this 456-nucleotide messenger RNA. NCBI's taxonomy places the organism in Eukaryota, Viridiplantae, Streptophyta, Magnoliopsida, Fabales, Fabaceae. The record is from the annotation of a GenBank genome assembly.
AUGUACUUUGGUAAGCUUGUGAUUGUAGGUGAUGAACAAGCAAUGUUGAUAAGUCAUCUCUCAUCCUUUAGUUAUAUUGAUGCUGAGGUAGUUGUUGGAAUUCUGUUCCAAACUUUUUUUUUGUUGAUGAUUUCUUCUUUGAAAGAUGCGCAACAAGUGGUGCAACAUGGUCUUAUUGAAGGACGAGGACAUAUUAUGAAUCUCCCAGAGAACAAGCACUUUGUUGGUCUAGGGUUUUCUCUCAAGUCAGGAAAAACUGUGAAGCAUGAGGUUAUUUUUCGCCCGAUUCAAGAGAUCUUUCAUAGUGGAGGCUUCAUUCAUCCAACUUCUCCAGAAGUUGACGCAGUUACUAAAGAUGAUUCAGAUCUGGAUUGGCCAAACUUUAUGACACAUGGAGGGACUAGUCAGAACUGGAUUGUUGUUGAUAUUCCCAUUGUUGUUCACGUUUCGAAGUAA